Drosophila subpulchrella is the source of this 2032-nucleotide messenger RNA. RefSeq names its product sodium-coupled monocarboxylate transporter 2. The transcript is spliced from 7 exons. NCBI's taxonomy places the organism in Eukaryota, Metazoa, Arthropoda, Insecta, Diptera, Drosophilidae. Gene Ontology annotation, biological process: transmembrane transport; sodium ion transport. Gene Ontology annotation, molecular function: symporter activity. Gene Ontology annotation, cellular component: membrane. The record is from RefSeq and is a predicted model, not a curated record. Bases 1 to 1860 code for a protein of 619 amino acids.
AUGACUAGCACAGCUAGCAACUUGGCCAGCACAGUGGCCUCUGCCACUACGGCUGCCAUGGAGGAUCUCCGCUUCAGCCUCACGGACUACAUAGUCUUCUCCCUGAUGCUAAGUGCAUCGGCCGGAAUUGGAGUCUAUUUCGGGUUCUUCUCGAAGGCCAAGAACACCACAGAGGAGUACCUGCAGGGCGGCAAGAAGAUGCCCACCCUUCCUGUGGCCAUUUCCCUUGUCUCGAGUCAGCUUUCCGGAGUCGCCAUGAUGUCCGUACCGGCGGAGACUUACUCCUUUGGAUUCAACAUGAUAUUUGUGGUCUGGGCCAUGGUCCUGGCGGUACCAGUUCUUAUAUAUGUCAUUGUGCCCGUCUUCUACGAUAAUAAUGUCUCCAACUGCUACGAGUACCUGGAGAUGCGUUUCAGCAAGCGCACCCGCCAGUUGGUGACCAUCACGUUCAUCAUCAACCAGUUCCUGAUGCUUCCCGUCUACAUGUUUGUGCCUUCGCUAGCCUUUUCACAAGUCACCGGCUACAACAUCCACCUGAUCAACACGGUGGUCUCGUCCAUCUGCGUCUUCUACACGAUGCUCGGCGGGAUUAAGGCUGUAGUCUGGACAGAUGUGGUGCAGGGAGGCGUUAUGUUGAUCUCGGUUGUUUUGGUGGCCAUUUUGGGAACCUCGAACACAGGUGGUUUGGAAAAUGUUCUGCAGAAUGCUUCCGAGGGUGGUCGCUUCAACUUCAAUUUUGGCAUAGAUCCCCGCCUGCGGCUCACCUUCUUCAGUGGAAUGGCCAGCGGUCUGCUGAUGUGGACGGGUAAACUUGGCCUGGACCAGAGCUGCGUGCAGAGGAUUGUGUCCAUGCCAUCUUAUGGCCAUGCCAAGAAGUGCCUCGUUAUGGCUGGCUUUGGUUUCAUCAUCAUCAUGUCCUUCACCUGCUUCGCUGGAAUCAUCAUGUUCGCCUACUACUACGGAUGCGAUCCCAUUCAGGCUGGGCUGGUCAGCAAACCAGACAAACUGAUGCCGUUCUUCAUUCAAGACAUUAUGGGGCACUUGAUGGGCAUGCCCGGCGUCUUCAUCUCCUGCGUGUUCAGUGCCUCGCUGAGUUCUCUUUCCGCCAGUCUGAACUCCUUCGCGGGAGUGGUUUACUUCGACUACAUCAAGCCAAGAAUCAAUCACACGGAGGCCAAGGCCAAUGCGACCAUGAAGAUGCUCAUCGUGGUCAUGGGAGCAUACUGCAUCGUGGGCGGCUUCGUGGUGCAGAACUUCAACUCCAUUAUCCAGACGAUGUGGACGAUCACCGGCAUUAAUAUGGGCGCUGUCGUCGGAGUCUUCUGCCUGGGCAUGUUCGUGCCCCGCUGCAAUGCCAAGGUGGCCGUUAGUGGAAUCGCCUUCAGUGUCCUGGCGAUGCUGUGGAUCAUCAUCAACGGCCAGAUGAACUUCAAGGCUGGGCUGAUCAAGUACGACACCCUGCCCAAUGGCCUGGACAAGUGUAACGCCGAGAGCUUCCAGGUCAUCUUUAACUCCAUCAACAAAACCAACUUCGCCACCACUCCGGUUCCCUCUCUGGAAGCCCCCAAGCAGGUGACCACCGCUUUCGGCAGCGAUCGCGACUUCUCGAUCUACGACGCGUCUUUCUACUGGUACAAGGUGAUGGGUGCCAUUCUAGUAUUUGCAUGGGCCAUUCCCAUGAGCUAUGUUUGGCCCCUGGACAAGGACGAGAAGCAGAACCCCAAGCUAUACUCGCCCUUCGUCCGAAGCUUGUUGAACCAGCCAGGCCCGUCCUUGGAAUUGGAGGAGUUGCCUCUGAAGACGCCACUGUCCGAAGAGCAAAUCAAGGAGAAGGAAAACGGGAUCGCAUCAGAGGCCUAGUAUAGCAUAUCAUCACAUCUGUACAUUUGCAUUAGAAAUAUUAAGUAACAAUAAGAAUUGCACCCAAGAGUUAUCGACUAGGGAACAAAGUUCCCAUUUAAAAUAAAAGGUAAUACAAUUGCGUUGGAGCGACUUCAAACGCAAAAUAAAUUGAAAUGCUAUAAUUAUGAAA